GAUGUGAUCUCAGUGCAGAUGCUGUGGCGCAGGGUUAGUGUGCUGCUCUGCUGUUUCUCAGUCGCUCUUUCAAUCCUGGAGACCGUCUAACAUGUCUACGAAGGCAGAGCAAUUUGGCUCUAAGAUUCGAUACUUGCAAGAGUAUCACAACCGUGUGCUUCACAAUAUUUACCCAGUGCCAUCGGGAACAGACAUUGCAAACACUCUGAAAUACUUUUCCCAGACGCUGCUCAGCAUCCUGUCCCGUACAGGCAGAAAGGAGAGCCAGGAAGCUUCCAAUUUGGCCGUGCCCAUGACCAUGUGUCUUUUUCCUGUGCCAUUCCCACUCACCCCAUCUCUAAGACCACAAGUCAGUUCCAUCAACCCUACAGUUACUCGAUCCCUCCUUUACAGCGUUCUGCGGGACGCCCCGGCCGACCGGGGUGGUGCCACCCAGCAGAGUCGGGAGGUUCAGAUCUCAGAUUACCCCUCACUGGACUAUCAGGGGCUCUAUGCCACCCUCGUCACCUUGCUUGACCUGGUGCCCCUGCUGCAGCACGGUCAGCACGAUCUGGGACAGGCCAUAUUUUACACCACAACAUGCCUUCUGCCUUUCCUUAGUGAUGAUAUUCUCAGCACUUUACCCUACACCAUGAUCUCCACUUUAGCCACCUUCCCUCCUUUCCUGCACAAAGACAUCAUAGAGUACCUGAGCACAUCCUUCCUGCCCAUGGCCAUUUUGGGUUCGACUCGAAGAGAGGGUGGCAUUCCAGCAUAUGUCAAUCUGUCUGCCUCCUCCAUGCUGAUGAUCGCCAUGCAGUACACUUCAAAUCCAGUGUACCACUGUCAGCUUUUGGAGUGUCUCAUGAAAUAUAAGCAGGAAGUAUGGAAGGAUCUUCUGUACGUCAUAUCCUAUGGCCCGUCCCAAGUCAAACCUCCAGCUGUUCAAAUGCUCUUCCAUUACUGGCCCAACCUGAAGCCUCCUGGUGCCAUCAGUGAGUACAGAGGCCUGCAGUACACAGCCUGGAACCCCAUUCACUGCCAACACCUCGAGUGUCACAACUCUAUUAAUAAGCCAGCGGUGAAGAUGUGUAUUGAUCCAACACUCUCGGUCGCGCUGGGUGACAAACCUCCACCGUUAUACAUCUGUGAGGAGUGCAGCCAGAGGAUGGCUGGCGAUCAUGCUGAGUGGCUCGUUGAUGUGCUUUUACCACAAGCUGAGAUUUCUGCUAUAUGUCAGAAGAAGAACUGCAGCUCUCACGUCAGGCGCGCCGUCGUCACCUGCUUCUCAGCGGGAUGCUGCGGUCGCCACGGCAACCGGCCUGUGCGCUACUGCAAGCGUUGUCAUGUCAACCACCACAGCAGCGAGGUGGGGGCAUCAGCGGAGACGCAUCUGUACCAGACGUCUCCUCCGCCCAUCAACACGCGCGAGUGCGGCGCGGAGGAGCUGGUGUGCACCGUGGAGGCGGUCAUCAGUCUGCUGAAAGAGGCUGAGAUCCACGCGGAGCUGCGGGAGUUUGAUUGGACUGUUCUGUCAGAGCUGGACAUCGUGGUUCCUCUGCAGCUGCUCAUCAGCAUGUUCUCUGAUGGUGUGAACUCACUGAAGGAACUGGCCAAUCAGAGAAGAGCUGGAGCCGCAGACCUGUCAGGAAACGCAGGAGUCCGCAGGGUGAGUGUGGUGUCUGACCCCGGCAGGAGAGGGCAGCACAAUAACCUGAGUCCGUUUCCCAGUCCGUUCCGUAGCCCCCUGCACUGCAGCCCCUUCAAGAACCUCGGCCACGCUGCUGGAAACUGUGCCCUGGACCUGGACUGCGAUGAUGACGACAUGAACCUGGGCUGCUUCAUCCUCAUGUUUGACCUGGUGCUUAAACAGAUGGAGCUGCAGGACGAGGCGCUGACGCUGGGGCUGGAGAGCAGUCUGGGCCGGGAUGUGGUGGGCAUCAUCAACAGUGUGCUGCAGGCUCCGUGGGGCGGCUCACACACCUGUCAGAAGGACGAGAAGCCUCUGGAGUGCAGUCUGUGUCAGUCCAGCAUUCUGUGCUACCAGCUGGCCUGUGAUCUGCUGCAGAGACUGACGCCGCGCGAGGAGAUGCGGCUGGUGGAACCAUCCGAGUGUCUGGAGGAGAGUUUGGUUUUCCCUCAAACUGAAUUCAGUCUUAAAUCAGAGAAUGGAGCGGAUGAAGCAGACGCUCCGUCAGAAAACCCCAGCAGUCACAAUCCCUCUCCUGAGAUCCCGCCGUUAAAGAAUAGUGCAGACAGGAAGUUCUCGUACCUACAGCUUCCUGUUUCUCUCAAGCUUCUGUACACCGUUCUGCAGGAGAUGAGUAAGUUUGAGGAGCCAGACAUCCUCUUCAACAUGCUCAGCUGUCUGAAGAUCCUGUGUUUGCACGGAGAAUGCCUGUAUCACGCCAGGAAAGAUCAGCCUCAGUUCCUGGCCUACAUACAGGAGAAGAUGCUCAUUCCCAGCCUGUGGUCCAUGCUGAGGUCAGAGUUCUGUCAGCUGGCGUCUCUGGCUGUGCCGCAGCUCCUGCACGCGCUCGCUCUGUCCCACGCCGCAGAUAUCUUCUGGAGGCUGGUGGACAGCAGCUUCAACAGUCAAGACUGGAAGAUUCGCUUCGAAGCAGUGGAGCGCGUGGCUGUCCUGUGCCGGUUUCUGGACAUGGGCUCGGUCACUAAGAGCCACGUGCUGAAGUAUUCUCUGGCUCACGCUUUCUGCUGCUUCUUGGCCAGCAUCGAGGACGUGAACCCCGCCGUGGCCACCAGAGCGCGCCUGCUGCUGGACUCCAUCAAACGGCCCGCGCUGCAGGGCCUGUGUCUGUGCCUGGACUUCCAGUUUGACACGGUGGUCAGGGACCGGCCCGUCAUCCUGAGCAAACUGCUGCUGCUGCACUCGCUCCGACAGGAGAUCCCCGCUCUGAGCUGGGAGUUCUUCGUCAACCGCUUCGAGACGCUGUCGCUCGAGGCCCAGCUGCACCUCGACUGCAACAAAGAGUUUCCUUUUCCUACCACGAUCACAGCGGUGAGGACUAAUGUGGCCAACCUGAGCGAUGCGGCCAUGUGGAAGAUCAGACGUGCUCGCUUCGCCCGCAACCGUCAGAAGAGCGUCCGCUCGCUACGAGAAAGCGUCAAGGGUUCGUCCGGGUCCAAGCGCACUUUCUCCCUCCCGGAGACACUGUGCAACAAACUGCCUCUCAGACUCAUAAGACAAGAGCAGUCGGCACCCAUACUGGGAAACAUGUUCGAGAAAGUCCUGACAGGAGAGAGCUCUCCUCCAGAGGACGACUCCGUCAUUAAGGACCUGCUGCCGGAGGACGCAGGCAUAGACCACCAGACCGUCCAUCAGCUCAUCAUGGUGCUCAUGAAGUUCAUGGCCAAAGACAAAAGCAGCGCAGAGGCAGACAUCGGCAGCGCCAAAGCCUUCAACACGGUCAAGCGGCAUCUCUACGUCCUGCUGGGAUACGAUCAGCAGAUGGGAUGCUUCAUGAUCACCCCUCAGAAAAUGCGCUCCUCCACCUGCUUCAACGCCUUCAUCGCAGGAAUCGCUCGGGUGAUGGACUAUAACAUCGGUCUGGGCAAACAGCUGCUGCCGCUGGUGGUGCAGGUGCUGAAGUACUGCACGUGUCCGCAGCUGAGGCCUAACUUCCAGGAGCCGCCGCGCUGCUCGCUCUGGGCCCUCAGGCCUCACACUAGACAGAUGUGGCUCAAGGCCCUGCUCGUCAUCCUCUACAAGUAUCCAUACAGAGAGAUGGACAUGAGUAAAGAGGUGGUGCUCCAUCUGAUCCACAUCACCAUCAACACGCUGAACGCUCAGUACCACAGCUGCAGGUCGCACGUGUCCGCAGGCCCGCUGUACAGUGACAACUCCAACACCAGCCGCUACAGCGAGAAGGAGAAAGAGGAGGACAGCGUAUUUGACGAGUCGGACAUCCACGAUACUCCGACGGGAGCGAGCAGUAAGGAGUCACAGACCUUCUUCGCCCGUCUGAAGAGGAUCGGAGGCAGCAAGUCCGUCAAGUAUCAGCCUGUGGAGCUCAACGCUCAGAGAAGUGAGAUCGAGCUGGCCGAGUACAGGGAGAGCGGCGCGCUGCAGGACACGCUGCUGUACUCGGGCCGAGAGGACAGCAACAGCAAGAAGAAGAGGCUGCAAGCCAUGCACAAGCAGAAGUCUCUGGACAUCAGCAACACAGACUCCAUCCUCUUCAACCUGGACGAGCACCGACGCAAGUCCUGCAUCGAGCGCUGCGACCUGCAGGAGCCCUCGUCCUCCUCCUCUAUCGGCCGACAGCAACACAGAGCUCAGCACCACGGGAAACACUCCUCCAACGGCCACUCCGUCACCGACCGAAGAGGCUCCGCCGCUCAGAGCGACAGCAUCCGGCCCAUCAUACCCGAGGUGCGUCUCAGCUGUAUGGAGACGUUUGAAGAUAAACUCGUCGGUCUGGACUCACCGCUGGCCGCCCCUGCGCUUGACAAGGACGAUCCGGACCUCAUAGACCUGUCCUCCGACUGCACCUCCAUCCCCGAGAAGCACUCCAUUCUCUCACUCUCCGACAGCGACUCGCUGGUGUUCGAGCCGCUGCCUCCUCUGCGCAUCGUGGAGAGCAACGAGGACCUGUUUGAGGCGCUCAAGCUCCCCGGCGGAGUGCUCCUGCAGGUCAGCCCCGAGAGCCAGACGCUCCAGCCCCCCGCGGCUCCUCAGGAUGCCACCAUGACCCUCAAACAGAAACGGGAUCUCUUCAGAAAGACCUCGCACAUGCCCAACGCAUCCCUGGAUGAUUCCUGCACGCAGCCCGAGGAUAGCGGCGGAAUGAGUCCCUCCAGCAGGUCCGUCGUGCUCCAGAUUCCUGCGGACGAGCUCGAGUCGCUGGAUCCGUUAAACGGGGAGGGAGCAGGAGACGAGGACAACGACGAGACGGAUGAGAGAGACAGCGACCCCAAACCUGACGACGAGAGCGAUGAAGCUGAAUUCAGGAUCCAGAUCGUGCCACGCCAGCGCAAAGAGAGGAAGAUCGCUGUCAGCGCCAUCCAGAGGGAGUAUCUGGACAUCUCGUUCAACACUGUAGACAAAAUGAAAGAAACGGCCGCAGAGUCAGAUGCCAAAUCUCUGUCGAGCCUGGAGAAGCCCAGAGAAUCGGCCUCCGCUCCGGCCCUGGAGGCCGCCGUCCCUGAAACCAGCCAUCGCUCCUCAGUGUCCACUCAGUAUCGUCAGGUGAAGCGAGGCUCGCUGGGUGCAGUGACGAUGAGUCAGUUAAUGAAGCGGCAGCUGGAGCAUCAGUCCAGCGCACCACAGAACAUCAACACCUGGGACACGGGUCCAGUGAAGACCAGUCUGCUGUCGGCCCCCAGCACCGUCAGCAUGUUCGUUCCCGCGCCAGAAGACUUCAGCGACGAGCAGCCCACUACGAUGUCCGACAGGUGCCGUGACUGCGGGGCUGUGCUGGAGGAGUAUGAUGAGGAGACUCUGGCUCUGGCUGUGGUGGUUCUGUCCAUGUUCAUCCAUCUGAGUCCUGAUCUGGCCGCUCCGCUGCUGCUGGAGAUCAUGCAGUCUGUGGGCAGGUUGGCCUCUAGCUCCAAUUUCACCGGUCAAGCUGAAAGCGUGCUGAUUCCUGGGAAUGUGGCUGGUGUAGCCAAGCAGUUCCUCCGCUGCGUUCUCCAUCAGCUCGCACCCAAUGGCAUCCUACCACAACUGUUCCAGAGCAACAUUAAAGAUGGAAGCUUCCUGAGGACGCUGGCCCUGUCUCUGAUUGAUUUCAAUGAGCUGAGCUCGGUGGCAGCGCUCAGUCAGCUCCUGGAGGGUCUGAACAAUAAGAAGACUCUGCCAGCAGGAGGCACUAUUCUGCACUGUCUGGACAACAUCGCCACCUUCAUGGAGACGCUUCCCAUGGACUCACCCAGCAACCUGUGGACAACCAUCUCGAACCAGUUCCACACGUUUCUAACCAAACUACCUGCUGUUCUGCCACUCAAGUGUCCGCUGGACUCGAGUCUGAGAAUGAUCAUUUGCUUGCUGAAGAUUCCUGUAACAAAUGCAACAAGAGUAAUGUUCUGCUGGGGCUUCGGUGGGAAUCUGAAGGUCGGUCUGGCUCAGAUAGCAGCGAUGGAGAUCAGCAAAGGCAACCACAGAGACAACAAAGCGGUUAUUCGCUACCUGCCUUGGCUUUACCAUCCGCCUUCUGCUAUGCAACAAGGACCCAAAGAGUUCAUCGAGUGCGUGUCACACAUUCGCCAGCUGUCUUGGCUGCUGCUGGGGUCUCUUACCCACAGUGCUUUGCAUCAGGGCUCCUCGUGCUGUAUGCCCAUUCCACUGGACGCUGGAUCUCAUAUCGCAGACCAUCUGAUUGUCAUCCUGAUAGGAUUCCCAGAGCAGUCCAAGACGUCAGUGCUGCACAUGUGUUCGCUGUUCCACGCCUUCAUGUUCGCCCAGCUGUGGACCAUCUACUGCGAGCAGGCCGCGGCCAACCCGACCAAUCAGAACCAGAACGAGUUCUCCUCGUGCGCCAUCCUCACGGGCCUGGAGUUCUGGAGCCGUGUGACUCCCAGCAUCCUCCAGCUCAUGGCCCACAACAAAGUGAUGGUAGAGAUGGUCUGCUUGCAUGUCAUCAGUCUAAUAGAGGCCUUGCAGGAGUGUAACUCAACCAUCUUUGUGAAACUGAUUCCCAUGUGGCUGCCCAUGAUUCAGUCCAACUUAAAUCAUUUGUCCGCGGGUCUCCAGCUGCGUCUUCAAGCCAUUCAGAACCGGGUGAACCACCAGUGUCUCCAGAAUCCUGGAUCCGGAUCGUUUCCUCUCACUCUGCGCAAGUGGCUUCAGUGCACUCAGUUUAAAAUGGCCCAGGUGGAGAUCCAGUCGUCUGAGGCAGCGUCCCAGUUUUACCCCAUGUGAUCUUUAAAGCAGCGAGCUGCGUGUGAUGAUUAAUCAUAUGAGCUUCUGCAGCAGCAGAUGUAGUUGCUCAAGGAUCGGUGGUCUUCCUAGUGUGUGUGUUAUUAUCAAAUACAUUACAGAAAUCAUGCAUAGAGAAAAAUGUUAGCCUGUUUCAACCAGGGAAAGGUUUUUUGUAUUAUCAAUAGUAUGCAUAUUUCAAACCAAAAUAAACCAUUCAAGAGUUAAAAAAAACAA
Sinocyclocheilus grahami is the source of this 7093-nucleotide messenger RNA. Its product is annotated as protein unc-79 homolog. The coding region runs from base 92 to 6859 and encodes 2255 amino acids. The transcript is spliced from 45 exons. The record is from RefSeq and is a predicted model, not a curated record. Lineage: Eukaryota; Metazoa; Chordata; Actinopteri; Cypriniformes; Cyprinidae. Gene Ontology annotation, molecular function: protein binding.